Molecule: messenger RNA, 1244 nt
Organism: Solanum verrucosum
Lineage: Eukaryota; Viridiplantae; Streptophyta; Magnoliopsida; Solanales; Solanaceae
Product: probable methyltransferase At1g29790
Exons: 2
Coding region: 33-1244 (403 amino acids)
Molecular function (GO): methyltransferase activity
Source: RefSeq, a predicted model, not a curated record
UCAAAGUUUUGAUAAACCAAAAGAAAAAACUCAUGGACUCACCUCAUAAGCCAAGAUCUUUUUCCCCUAAUCUGUUCUUUUUCUUCCUUCUUGUGUCCUCAAAUCUUCUCACUUUUAUCAUUUCUAACACUUUUAAGCACUCUUCUUGUUAUCUAUACCAACAAACAUAUAAUUCCAUUGAUACUGAUUCAUCACUUAAUACUGAUAUCCCUUUGGUUGUUCAGCCUGCAGAAACUAGAGAUGAUGAUAUUCAAGCAUCUGAUUUAGACCUUCCAUCUGAGCUCCGUGCUUUCGCAUCUCCACAUAAACUACCAUUUGGAUUCAGCACAAACUUUGAUUCUGACAGUAUCAUUCCUCCGGUUGGGCACCCGUGCACCAGGUUUCCUGAUUUACUUCGUCGUUACAUGUCAUACAGAGUCAAUGGUUCUUGCCCUGAUGAUGAGAUCCUGGGACAGAAGCUGCUUCUCAAAGGUUGUGAGCCUCUCCCUAGACGCAGAUGCCGUCCUGCUGCUCAACAAGAAUAUGUUGAGCCUUACCCUCUUCCUGAGAGUUUAUGGACUACACCAUCAGAUUCAUCUGUUGUUUGGACAGCAUAUACUUGCAAAACUUAUGAAUGUCUCAUCAACAGGGUGAAAUCACAGAAAUCAUUUGAUGAUUGCAAAGACUGCUUUGAUCUCAAUGGCAGAGAGAAAAAACGAUGGUUGUCGACAAAGGGAGCUGGCCUUGACUUCUCUAUUGAUGAAGUACUAGCAGUGAAGAAGCCUGGUACAAUCAGAAUAGGACUUGACAUUGGAGGUGGUGUAGCUACGUUCGCUGUAAGAAUGAGAGAAAGGAACAUAACAAUAUUAACAACUUCAAUGAAUCUCAAUGGUCCUUUCAAUACAUUUAUAGCAUCAAGAGGAGUCAUACCUUUGUACAUAAGCAUUUCACAGAGACUUCCUUUCUUUGACAACACACUAGAUAUAGUCCACUCAAUGCAUGUGUUGAGUAAUUGGAUACCAUCAACACUGCUCCACUUCUUGUUUUUCGACAUCUAUAGAGUGCUUCGACCUGGUGGGCUGUUCUGGCUUGACCAUUUCUUCUGUGUUAGAGAGCAAUUUGAGCAAGUCUAUGCUCCACUUAUAGAGAGCAUUGGGUUCACUAAGGUCAAGUGGGUCGUAGGGCGAAAGUUGGAUAGAGGACCCGAGCUGAAUGAGAUGUAUCUUUCAGCACUGUUGGAGAAGCCACUCAAGAAUUCUUGGUGA